Cuscuta epithymum is the source of this 2289-nucleotide messenger RNA. NCBI's taxonomy places the organism in Eukaryota, Viridiplantae, Streptophyta, Magnoliopsida, Solanales, Convolvulaceae. The record is from the annotation of a GenBank genome assembly.
CUGUGACAAGGAAAAUUGAGGAAAACCAAAUAACCAAGCAUGCAUCAAUCCUGCAACUAUACAGACCAAACACUCAGGUAUUUGAAAGUCAAUGCUAAAAACGAUUCUUUUACUAAUGUUUUGAUUCACUUAUACUCUUCAAUCCUAACAUGCUUUAUCGCAUUUUUCAUAUCAUCCCGGAAAACUAAAAUCAUAUUCUACUCCUACAAAUUCUUGUAUAGUCUUGUCUAUAUAGAUGAGUCUGAGGCUGCAGUAUUAGUCAUCGUUGGCGGCUCUAGUCGCCUCCUCCUCCUCUUCCCUGACGCCGGAGUCGAGAUACGAAGACUCUGCAUUCUCCCAGCCGACGAAGACAGGAGACAAAGUUGAGGUACAGAGCAAGAACAACAGACAUAUUUGGCAGUUUGGCUCAAUCAUUUAAUCCAAAUUCUGAAAGUUGCAGUUGUAGAAAACUAGGAUGGGCAAUAUAUGAUUAUCUUCUACUUGGUUGCCACGGUUUAUUUAAAAUGGUGUUUGAUAUGAGUAGAAUUGAUGUGGAGGUUAGUAAGGGAUCUCAAAAGAAUGGGCAAUUGAAUAGUCAGAAGAAUGGUCAAUUGAAUAGCUUUAAAGAUGAAAUUGUUCACCUCACCAGGCUUAGAUCAAGGCCCUGUGAAAACCUCAGAAGAGAACUUGCAAGGAAAAAGGAUGCUUCUAUCUCAACCUUGAAGAUGAUCAUUGCAAGAGAAGCCAAUUACUCUAGGAGAGAAUUUUUUUCAUCAUCUGAUCGUUGUCACAUUAUGAAUAAAUAUUUGCCUAUAAGAGAUCCUAUGGUUGUAGAUAAGAUGCCAACUAGGGCUUAUGUAUCACAUUUCACUCCUGAUGGAUCCCUAUUUAUUGCUGGAUUUCAGGGAAGGGACAUUCGAAUAUAUGAUGUGGACAAAGGUUGGAAACUGCAAAAGAACAUUCAAGCACAAGGCUUGAAUUGGACAGUUACAGACACAUCUAUUUCACCAGAUCAAAGCCAUCUUGUAUAUGCAACAAUGGCACCUAUUGUGCAUAUUGUAGACGCCGGGUCUUCCGACAAUGAAUCUAUUGAAGACAUCGAUGAGGUUCAUGAGGGGUUUGACUUCUCGAGUGAUGUGGAUGGUGACCAUUCUUUUGGAAUUUUUACUGUGAACCAUUCAAACGAUGGUCGUGAAAUUGUUGGUGGAAGCAGCGAUGAUGCGAUUUAUGUGUUUGAUCUUGAAGUAAGGAAGCUUUCCCUAAGAAUUCCUGCACAUGCGUCUGAUGUCAACACUGUUUGUUUCGGUGAUGAAACGGGCAAUAUUAUGUACUCUGGAAGUGAUGACAAUCUCUGUAAGGUCUGGGAUAGGCGUUGCCUUAGAACCCAGGGUGGUAAGUCAGCAGGAGUGCUUACGGGCCACCUAGAGGGUAUUACUUUUAUCGACAGCCAUGGAGAUGGCCGCUAUUUCAUAUCCAAUGGUAAAGAUCAGUCAAUCAAGCUUUGGGAUAUCCGCAAAAUGUCCUCCAAUAAUAUGUGCGCGAAUUGGUUCAGGAAUUUUGACUGGGACUACAGAUGGAUGGACUACCCGGCUGAGGCAAGUGAUCUGAAGCACCCCAACGACCAGUCUUUGUCCACUUAUAAGGGCCACAGUGUAUUGCGUACUUUGGUUCGUUCAUACAUCUCCCCUGCGUUUAGCACGGGACAAAAGUAUAUUUACACUGGAUCACAUGACAAGUGCAUUUAUGUCUAUGAUUUGGUGAGCGGAGAGCAAGUAGCAAAACUGGAGCACCAUAGAUCAACAGUGAGAGAUUGUAGCUGGCACCCCUAUUACCCAAUGCUUGUUAGCUCUUCUUGGGAUGGCGAUAUUGUGAAAUGGGAAUUCAAAGCGAAAGGAGACGACGAUGAAGAAGAAAAAGUGCAGCCGAUUCCCGCUGCUAAAAGAAAGCCGAGGCGGCGCAUUCCUAGUCCCACUGCUAAAAGAAAACAACUCCGCCACAGAUAAUGUAUUCCUCUAUGCGGAGUAGUGUAAAAAAAGACUUAAUAUAAGAGUAAAAUAUAAAUAAGGUUCUAAAAUAUGACCAUGUAUAAGUUUGAUUUUCUAAAUGUGACUUGUUUAAUUCUAUUAAAAAUACAACAUAAAAAUUUCCAAAACAGAAGUAAAAUGAACCUAUAUGAAGAAUAAAAUAAUGUCACUCCUAUUUGAUAAACUAUAAUAUGUUUCACUCAUACCUAACAUACAUUAGCACAUCUACUUCACAUAUACAAUGGUAUCCGAUUUUGUGGGGAAAUCCCAGUUGGCCAUGAAGUUG